AUGACAUUCACCGCAUGUCGAAAGUUACAGACCAAGAGCUAGAUUGUGCUGUGUCUGUAGCCGUUUCACAGGUUGGCCCAACUUAUGGUCGCAAAAUGAUGAAAGGAAAGCUUGAAGCUGCAAUUGUUAAAGUUAAUGAAAAGCGCCUUUCAAGGUCACUUCAUAGAGUUGCACCAGAUUAUUGUCAACAAAGAGAACAAAACACAGCAAAGCUAUUGAAUCCAGUGCCAUACAGUGCAGAUUACUUUGGUCACAAACUUCACAUGGAUCAAAAUGAAAAGUUGGUCAUGUAUGGGUGCACGACAGUCUUGGCAGUUGAUGGAUACAGCAGCAUGAUUAUGGCAGCUGCUUCGAUGCCUGUGAAAAAUAAUGUGAAAAUUUAUCGCUCUGUAUUCAGGCCUAUUAUUGAACAAUAUGGUGUAUGGGACCAAGUUCGUGUUGACUGUGGAAAGGAGUUUUAUCUCACUUUGUUUGUGCAACAAAGUUUGUCUGCACAUAGAAGAAACACGCUUCGAGUACCAUACAAACAGACACCAUCCACCAAGAACCACAUGGUUGAACGGCUUUGGGUUGAAGUGAACGGCAGGAUUAAUUACUCAAUCAAAACCCAGUUGAACAGGAUGGCUCAAGAAGAGCUAAUUGAUAUGGUCAACGUUGUUCAUCAGUUCUGCGUAUCUACCAUAGUAAUCCAGGUUGUUCAGGCUGGAAUACAAGAGCUCCUCCCAGCAUGGAAUUGUCAUACCAUUCCAGGAAAAGGUAAGCCAGUAGAGCUGAGGAACAACACUUACAGGGAGUAUGUGUACUUCACGGUACUGAAAUUCCCUUCCUGA
Messenger RNA from Xenia sp. Carnegie-2017, 830 nucleotides. RefSeq lists its product as uncharacterized. The transcript has 5 exons. Gene Ontology annotation, molecular function: nucleic acid binding. The coding region runs from base 15 to 830 and encodes 271 amino acids. Lineage: Eukaryota; Metazoa; Cnidaria; Anthozoa; Malacalcyonacea; Xeniidae. The record is from RefSeq and is a predicted model, not a curated record.